Eremomyces bilateralis CBS 781.70 is the source of this 1196-nucleotide messenger RNA. Its product is annotated as ESCRT-2 complex. Gene Ontology annotation, biological process: protein transport to vacuole involved in ubiquitin-dependent protein catabolic process via the multivesicular body sorting pathway. Lineage: Eukaryota; Fungi; Ascomycota; Dothideomycetes; Eremomycetales; Eremomycetaceae. The record is from RefSeq and is a predicted model, not a curated record. The transcript has 2 exons. Gene Ontology annotation, cellular component: ESCRT II complex. The coding region runs from base 387 to 1196 and encodes 269 amino acids.
UGUAGAUUGAUAUCUUCGUGACAUAACGCUACGUUUGUACUUCGAGCCUUGACACUCUUCUCCCAGAAACUGAUAGACAGAGUCACGUGCGCUUGACAUUACAGGGUGUUUGGAAGGGAGAAGAGAAGGUUUUCGUGACCAGGUCGUGUGGAAAUCCCGCCCAAAAACCGCGUCACAUACCACCCUUUUCGGCAGCAAUUUUACAGUUCCGCAUAUUCUGCCUGUAAUUAUUGUGGUUCUCACACGUGAUGAUAAACAUGCACCAAACACCAUCAGAUCUACUCCUUAGCCAACUUGCAAAGCAUUAACUACAACGACACGGGUAUUCCACUCUUCUCCAUACGGAUGAACGUACUUGAACCCCAUGACAUGUAAACCGCCUCGCAAUGUCGACAUCCCGCCGCGGCGUAGGCCUCGCCGCCUUCUCCAACAAUAGCGUCGCUUCCGCCCAAUACGCCACCCACGGCACCAACAUCCGCGCCGCCCACGUUGACUCCCUCCAGACCCAAAUCUCCGUCUUCCAACAGCUCCUUCACCAGUUCAGCAUCACGCACGGCAAGGACAUCCGCUCGAAUCCGACCUUCCGCGCGGAGUUCGCGCGCAUGUGCAACGCCAUCGGUGUUGAUCCGCUGGCGGCGUCGGCGCGGAAGCCGCCAACGGGAACGGCGAAGGUGGUGGAGGGGGCGGCAGGGGGGAUUGGGAACCUGUGGAGUCAGAUGUUGGGGGGAAGUGUGAAUGAUUUUUACUUUGAGUUGGGGGUGAGGGUCGUGGAGGUGUGUCGGGAUACAAGAGCGGAGAAUGGGGGGAUGAUGAGCGUAGGUGAGGUGCGACGAAGAGUGCAGAAGGGGAAGGCGAUCGGAGGCGGCAUGGAGGUGACUGACGACGAUAUCCUCCGCGCCGUCAAAUCGCUCGAACCUCUAGGAUCCGGUUUCACGAUCAUGAAACUGGGGACCAAACAGAUGAUACGAUCCAUCCCCAAAGAGCUCAACACUGACCAAUCCACCGUGCUGGAGGUCAUCCAAGUCCUUGGCUAUAUCACCGUCUCGAUGCUGCAGUUAAACCUCCGUUGGGAACGGGCACGAGCGAAGGCGGUUAUCGAAGACCUCCUAGCAGACGGCCUGGUCUGGGUGGAUAUGCAAUGCGACGAGGCUGAGUACUGGUCUCCAACCUUUAUCACCGAGGCCGCGGGCGGGUGA